This is a messenger RNA of Trachymyrmex cornetzi, 3737 nucleotides long. RefSeq names its product Glycogen binding subunit 70E (gene Gbs-70E). Gene Ontology annotation, cellular component: protein phosphatase type 1 complex. Gene Ontology annotation, molecular function: glycogen binding; protein phosphatase 1 binding. The transcript has 5 exons. Gene Ontology annotation, biological process: regulation of glycogen biosynthetic process. Bases 692 to 1615 code for a protein of 307 amino acids. The record is from RefSeq and is a predicted model, not a curated record. NCBI's taxonomy places the organism in Eukaryota, Metazoa, Arthropoda, Insecta, Hymenoptera, Formicidae.
UGGUGUAACGUGGAACGGUACCGCGCGCGAUCAUCGGCGCGCCGGCCGAACCGAGGGGUUGCAUUCUCUUUCUCCUCUCUUUUUCUUUCUUUUUCUGUCCCUCUCUCUCUCUCUCUCUCUCUCUCUGUCCCUCUCCUUCUCUCCUUCGCGUGCGUAUGAUAUCGCGGGUUUCUCGCGACUUCUUCGAGAAACGUCCGAUUGUCGUGGUACAGCGACGCGACGGUGAGAUAAGACCACCUCUGUUGGUCGUGCGCGUCGGAGUCGGUAAUAGAUAGGCGUGCGAUCCGCUACACUGCGGUCAUUAUCACGUGAAGAGGAGAAACUGUUCAAUCGUUCCCCGCUGAUCCUCUAAACUAAACGCGACUGACGUUUUUUUUUUUACACAAGGACUCUUCCGUUCGUUAUACCCCGUGCAAUUCUCAAUCGUGAUGCUAUCCAACUAAUUCGCGAUGCCACAUAUGAUUAUAUGAAGAAAUUGUUUCUUCUGGAAAGCAUACGUAACUGCAAUUGACAAUUUGAUCCUGACGUUCCACGGAGUAAGAAGAUUAAACAAGAAGAUACCGCGUGAAGAAAAGGACAAAAAGGACGUUGGUAGCGUCGAGAAAGAGAAGUGAAGAGCCCGUGAGAGUUAUUUAAAUCCGCUCCUCGUCACGUCUGAGGAGUCUGUCGUUACUGCGAGAAAUUAGUCUAAAUGUGUUCGAUAGCGAUGCCUGCUGAAUUGAUUUUACACAGCCCCCCGGUGUACAGUUCCCUGCUGUACAGCCCCUUGGUGGUCACGGCGCCCACGAUCACCAGCCGAUCAGUGCCACCUAGAAUCAGACCGUGCCUCUCUACGGGAUCCUUGCCCCUGGACUCAUUGCGAAACAACGAUGGAAAACAAAAGAAACGGGUGGUGUUCGCUGAUGAUCGCGGCCGACCCCUCACACAGGUUCGCGUCAUGUCAGAACCGAGCAACGUACCACCAUUAUGGAGCACAGCUUACGUGGCUGGUCUACUCGGCAUAUCGAAGGAUCAGAGUCAAGAAGCGACACAGGAUAUUACGCCACCGUGGCAGGUGACUUUCCCGCAACCAGCAAGCGACUAUCUUGCCUUCCGGCGUAAGCUCGAUCAAAAUAACGUUAGCCUGGAGAACGUAAUCGUGCGCGAGUCCGAGCAGUGCUUGGUGGGCACGGUGAAGGUACGAAAUCUGGCUUACGACAAGGAGGUCGUUGUGAGGGCCAGUAGCGACAGCUGGUCUACCCACGAGGACGUGCACUGCACGUACGUAGCACAACCGGGGUCAUCGAGUUCCCUCAUCCUGUACGACACCUUCCGCUUCCGGCUCACCUUGCCAGUGGCGUCGAACGUCAUUGAGUUCUGCGUGAGAUAUCGUACCGACGGCAGGGAGUCGUGGGACAAUAACGAGGGCAAAAACUAUCUGGUUAGCAAAAAACAGGAGCCUCGAGUACCAGCCGCACGAUGUGAUAACAGCCAGACGACGAAAUGCGACGGGCUCUCCAACGGAACGAGGAACGGCAGUGUGCCGCAGAUCGCGGAAGCUACCAGGUUAAAUAUGCGUACCUGGAGCGAGUUCGCAUCUUGGCAGCACCUGACCAACGAUGCGCCCUAUUGGUGAAUCGACCGGCGAUGAGGUCGUGCCCCCUCGUCUCGAUAUCGAAAUCAUGUACGAAGCUGUACAAACUCCUCCAGUUUUUCUCACCUCGGCGACUUCGCCGAGACGUAGAUCACGCGGGACCACGAGCAGGAGGCAUCUCGCGAGGCACGUGAGUCGCCAGGGACGUGGGAACGGAGAGGAAUAAACGCGAGGACGUGAGGAGAGAAGCUGUGCGACGAUUCUCGAAUUGAGAACUCGAAUUGAGGAAACAAGAGCGCGCGCGUGCGAGAGAAAGAAACAAUCGGCAGAGCAAUGAUAGCACGGGCAGCGGAGCCGGACGACGCCGAGCGUCGGAUAACGCAAUCUACACGGUUUUAGCAUCCGCGUCAUUGUAAGACCGGUUCAUGAAAAUCAUUCAACGUCUGCCUUCAGCUAUAACAUCAGUGACCACGCUCGCCAAUGCGGACAUCAUCGUCGCAUAUUAUCUUCUCAAACGUUCUCUUCUUCCUCCUCCGUUUCUUCAUUCCUGGGAUUUUCGGCCCGCCUGUGAACAGGAGUCCGUCUUGAGCUUCCACCCUCGACUUGAUCCAAAUCUCGCUGGUCUCGUCAUAUCGGCCAAUGUUAUAGUUCUGUAAGCGCUUUCUCCAUUUCUUCCUUCGUACACUUCUUCCUCUUUCUCUUCUUCUCUUCUCUUUUUCUAUCUUUCAUUUCUUCCUCUCGGCACUGUCAAUACUAUCUUCUCUGCGAAACACAAAUCAUCGCCCGAGUGUGUCAAUUAUUUUUUACGAGCAUAACGGGAGAUAGGAAACGCGCGUAGGUCUCGUGAGGUAACUAGCAUUGCGAGAUUACUGCACAAAAUAUUGUAUUGCAAUGUGCCUUAGAGUGCCUUAAGGAAUUAUAGAGGUUUGUCUCAUAAUGCUCAGCGUCGCCCAAGCAAUGUAAGCUCAUAAAACGAUCCUUGCAAGCGUCUUUCUACAUUCUUUAAGCCUAUAUUAUUGCGUUAUUUGAACAAACAAUCGUAUCAUCGUUAUCGAGUCGUCGAAAAAUUUUAUUAUUAACAACUUAAGCGAGAAACAUAAGGCAGGUACCGUUCGUAGUCGAUGUGAAUUAGUAGGAAACGACGAGAUGAUAACUGUUAACGGCAUGUUUAUUUUGCGACCGAUGCUAUAUGCCGUUUCUUUUAUAGUUCCUCUUUCGACACGUACCGUUUCAUUCGAUUAGAGAGCAAUAAAUCAUAGCUUCGCACGGUGGACACGAAAUUUUGACGGUCGUUACACCGCACUUUUAGAAUAUCCGAAUCGAGAAGAUAAACGAUACCAGAUAUAUCUUGUGAAAUGUUGAACUACUAAUUUAAAGCGCAACUAUAUCUAUAUGUAUUUUAACUACCUUUGGCUUUCACUUUUCACAAAGAAUUUUUUAACGAAGAUUUAUGUCUUAUAUACAUGUAUAUACAGAGUUGAGCGUAUACGUGAUACAUGUAUGUACACACGCGUUUUGCGAACCAUCUGCUUGCUUGAAUCAACGCGUUUAAGCAAGUAGAGUUUCAAAAUAAAUAGAACAAGCGAAUGAACUGCGAUAAUAGCGAAUGAGCCUAUCGACGUACAUCUCGAUUACGUCGUAUACAAAUGAACGCUGAAAUAUACGCAAUCGGCUAUUAAUUCGUGAAUAUAUGUAAAAAGAAACUCUAUGAUAAAUGUGAAUAUGAGUUGAAUUAUCAUAUGCUUGAUAUUUUCUUCUGAGGUGACUUUGUAAAAAGCUUGCGUAUUGUUUUGAUUGUUGAGACGUCAGUUUUAUUCAGGUAUUCACGAGCUAGUAGUCAGCGCGAUUGCAAAUGCUCGCGUCGAAAUAGCAACAACGGAGUGGAGUAUGAAUGCUUGUGAACUCAUGAAUCUUUCGAUACUUUUUGGCAUCAAGCAUUUCUUGCCGAUCAAUUCUUAUCUCGUAUCUGGUGGGCUUCUACAUAUGGAGCAUCCUAUAGAGUUUCUUUGAAGUCACUUCUAACUCUAGCUCUUCCAGCACGUUCAAAACGCUGCCACUUCAAUGUCUGUACUUCUUCAAGCCUCUCGUUUGAAAUUAAAUGCAUGUCUCUCUAGCUACUGUGUGGCUUAGCACGCACGGAAAUACAAUGCCACCCGCAUUGUUA